Molecule: messenger RNA, 702 nt
Organism: Symbiodinium necroappetens
Lineage: Eukaryota; Dinophyceae; Suessiales; Symbiodiniaceae
Source: the annotation of a GenBank genome assembly
AUGCCGCGCUUCAUGUACAAGGACUUGAUGACCCAGGCUUCCUCAUCACUCGGCCAGGCCUUCAGCCAGCUGGAUUUGGAUGCCACCUUUGGGGUGGGCACUUCAGAUCUUGUGGAGGCUACCUUCGAGGAGUUUGGUGGGAGCAAAGAUGAAUGCGAUGCGCUCUGCACUGUCUGUUGCUGCUUAUGCAUCUUGUGCUCCCAUGUUGAUUGCCGUUGCUGUGACGAUUGCUUCCGUGGUCAAAAAAAAUCUUCCUGGGUGGAAAUUCCGACGCAGCAGGUCAUGGGUUCCAUGGAGAAGCCGGAGAAGCCGAGCCUUCUGCAGCGCAUUGCCAGCCUCACCUCAGAGGAUCUCGGCGCUGUGGUGCGUGGGGCCUCAGGCUCCCGCGAGUGGACUCUUCAGGAACGCCUGGGCUUCUGGCUCUUCGAGCAGAAGUUCACGAAGCCCGAGCGGCAGCAGCUUGAGAAGUGCAUCGAGGAGGUCCAGAAAGUGGCGCCCGACUUGAUGGACGAGGACGCGGUCAACGUCACCGAAGUGGAGCGGGAGCUGAACUCCCACAACCCCAAGACCCUGGCCAAGCUGUUCAAGCUCCUCGUGACCACUGCCGUGGCCAAGCACGGCGCGCAGAUCGCCGAAGGAGGGCUUGGCUCGAUGGGCAUCGGAGAAUGUGAGAAGGUCAUUUGCGCGGGGGAUCUGAAGUAC